Molecule: messenger RNA, 2658 nt
Organism: Pseudozyma flocculosa PF-1
Lineage: Eukaryota; Fungi; Basidiomycota; Ustilaginomycetes; Ustilaginales; Ustilaginaceae
Exons: 6
Coding region: 1-2658 (885 amino acids)
Cellular component (GO): endosome
Molecular function (GO): protein binding
Source: RefSeq, a predicted model, not a curated record
AUGCCGCGCAACAUCCUGGCCGUGCCUGCCAAGCGCACGCCGUCGCUCGGCGCCGCGCUGGCGCAGGCCAUCCGCACCUACAUUGCGCAGAGCUACGCCGACACGCACCCCGACGCCUUUGCCAGGGACGUCCGCGAGCUGUGCAGGCUCCGCGACGAGUGCUGCCGCCUCGCGGUCCACGUCACCAGCAUCGACGUCGCCCUCCGCUACCACGCCCAGCUCGUCUUUUUCAGCACCAAGUUCCCGCCCGACAUCGGCAUCUCCUUCCCCUGGAGCGUGUGCUUCCCCUCGCAGCUGCCCUCGUGGACCUCGGGCGUCGCGGGCGCCUUCCACGACGCCGCGGCCGACCAAGGGCCCGGCACAGCGUCUGCCUACGCCACGGCCGACACCGUCGCCCACCCGGACGUGGUCUACGAGCGUGCCAACGUCCUCUACAGCCUCGCGUCCCUCUACUCGGCUCUCGGCACUGCCGAGGGACGCGGAGAUGUCGAAAGCAUCAAGCGCGCCACCGCGUGGUUCCAGCACGCUGCGGGCGUCUUUGACCACAUCCGCGAGGCGCUCCUGCCCGAGAUCCGCCACCUCAAGCCGCAGUCGCCCGACUUCAGCCCAAACCUCCUCGAGUCCCUGCGCGACCUCAUGCUCGCCCAGGCGCAGGAGUGCUUCUGGCAAAAGGCCGUCCUCGACCGCCUCAAGGACGGCACCAUCGCAAAGCUCGCCGAACGCGUCUCGGAGCUGUAUGCCUCUGCCCUCGACCGCGCGUCGUCGUCCGCUACCGGCUUGGACCUCGCCGACGAUGCGGCCGACGUGACGACAGCGCAGCUGCCCGCCGACUGGGUCAGCCACGUCAGCGUCAAGCGGUGGCACUUUGCCGCCGCGUCCCAGUACCGCAAGGCCUGCGAGGACCUCGGCGCCAACCGGUAUGGAGACGAGCUGGGCCGCCUCAAGGUGGCAGAGGGCCACGUCAAGCGCGCGCUCGACUCGUCCAAGCGCGGCGUCUCGGAGGCCAUCGUCCAGGAUCUCAGGUCGCUCCAGCAGGUCAUCCAGACCAAUAUCCAGCGCGGCACAAAGGACAACGACCUCAUCUACCUCGAGCCCGUAACCCCGGCCUCGAACCUCGCGCCCAUCCCGGCCGCCAGCAUGGUCAAGCCGGUGCUGCCCAACGAGGUCGCCAACGCCAUCUCGCUGCUGCGCGAUUCGCCGGCCCCGGCGCUGGGCAAGCCGCUGUUUGCCGAGCUCGUGCCCUACGGCGUGCACCUGGCCAUCAGCAUCUACGACGACCGCCGCGACUCGCUGGUCCGCGAGCAGAUCGCCGAGCGGCGCGACGAGCUCGACAGCAUCGCACAGAGCACGCUGCAGUCGCUCAACCUGCCCGGGUCGCUGCAGGCGCUCGAACAGCCGAUGGGCCUGCCGCCCUCGCUGCUGCGCCGGCACGAGGAGGUCGUCUCCAAGGGCGGCAUCGACCGCCUGUACAGCAUCGCCGACGACAUUGCCCAGAUUUCCCGGGCCGACGCCGACACCCUGUCCGAGGCCUUUUCGAUCCUCGAGCAGGAGCAGCGCGAGGACGAGCACGUGCGGCGCCUUUUUUCCCAGCACAAGUGGCCCCGGCCGCCAAGCCACGAGGCGGCGGCGCAGCUCAGGCAGACGGGCGAGUCGUAUGCGCAAUCGCUCGAGCAGGCUCGCGCCAGCGAUGCGAUCAUCCGUCAGAAGCUCGAGGACUGGAGCGAGCUGAUCGGCGUGCUUUCAAGCGGUGUGGACGCGCUCGAGGCGUUUGUCCCCAGCACAUCCAGCAGCAGCUCGAACAACUCGCAAUCCGACGCGCAGGUCUCGGCAGUGCGUGGGCUGCGCACCGAGCUCGAGACGCUCGACGACCUCUUCGACGCCCGGGCGGCGUGCCUGGCAGAGUGCAAAUCGCUGGCGUCGGGCGACGACAUCCGGCCCGCCGUGCUUCGCGAGACUGCCCGCCUGUCGUCGACGACCUCCAAGUCGAUUGAUGCGGCCAUGUUCGAGGAUCUCUUCGAAUCCGAGAUGGCAAAGUACGACCGGUUCCGCGACGAGAUGGCAAAGAGCGCGCAAGACCAAGAGGCGCUGCUCGACAGCAUCAAGAAGCGAAACGACGAGUUCCUCGAAGCGCGCAAGGUUGACAUCACCAUCAAGAGGCGGACCAAGGCCCUGCAGAACCUCGACGUCGCGUAUGCAAAGUACCGAGAGCUUGACAGCAACCUCGUCGAGGGUCUCGAAUUCUACAACGGCCUGGCAAAGUUGCUGUCGGCCUAUAGGCAGGACGUCAAGGAAUGGCAUCGGGCUCGACAGAUCGACGUGCAGGAUCUCGUGUCGAAGUUCGGAGGAACCUCUCUCUCGCCUCGUGCAUCGCACGCCCCCUCUUCGGCCCCUGCUUUGCACGCCAACGCCGACGCCGACGUCGCCGCCGCUGCCUCGCCUCGAGCUCGUCAGCGCAAACCGGCUGCUGCUGCUGCAGCGGAUAGUCCGAGGAGGUCGACGCGUCGCACCGCUGCGGCGAAGAAAAAGGACGAGGUAGCGGAGGUGGAGCAGGACGAGGGAAGGAGGAGGCGGGAAGAGGACGAGGAAGCGGCGAGACAGCAGCAGGCGCAGCCGCAGUGGGGCGCUUUUCCCGGUGGCGAGAUCCGGUUCGGCAACUGA